GUUUUUUUAACGUAUUUGUUUUUACCACACAUAACAAAGAAACAAAUACAUGGAUACACGUUAAAACAUGAUAAAAAGCAAAUAAUUUCAAAAAGGUUAACAUACAUUCCCAUAUGCAAAGAAGAAAACGGAAAUUUAAAGGAACAAUGAGGGAAGAUGUACUACCUUUCAACGUCUAACUUGUGACCAUCAGCAUACAAGGAGCAAAAAAGAACACUUGGAAACUUUCAGGAAAAAUAACCAUCAAUCGUUGACUAAGCUCAGCCACCCCAACCUUUUGGGGAUUUCUGACAUAAAAAUGUUAUUUAUGGAAUUUUAAUUUAAAAAAUUCUUCUUACAUUUCCGUGCUACUGGUAGUUUAAUCUUAAAGAGUAGAUUUAUAAUCAAUAACAAGGAUAGUGGACAUUUACUCAUCAGCAACAAGAACAGGAAUAAUAAAACGUGCUUUCAAUGGAUGACAGAGAACAGCCACAUGCAGAAGUUGUAUUCAUGGGAGGAGGUGGAGUUGGAAAAACUGCUUUAAUUCGACGGAUAAUCAAAGUAUCAAAUCCUAAUGUAUGGAACGAUAACUACGAACCAACUAUUGAAGACUCAUUCAUUAGAGAAUUUUUAGUCAGAGGAAACUUAUGUAGACUGAGACUUAUUGAUACUGCAGGAAGUUACAUGUUUCCAGCAAUGAACAGACUAUGGCAUCGAAGAGGCUCUGCAUUUGUUUUGGUCUGUGCCAGAGACAACGCAUCGAGUUUGGACAGAAUUAAAAUAAUUUUGAAGGAAAUCCAAGAUGAGAGACCAGAAGAUUACAGAAAAUUAAUAAUAGUCAUAGUCAUCAACAAAAAUGACAUCAGAGAAAAUGAAUGGAUAGUGAAAGAUGAAGAAGUAGAAAUGAUAGCAGAUAGAUCACAAAUACCAUUCAGUUCAAUCGUUCGCGCAUCAGCCCGUGACAACUAUGGUAUAGUUGAAAUUUUAAAAGUAAUGUGGACAAGAAACGAAGAAUCUGGAGAAAAUAAAAUUUUAUUUGACCCGUUACCUUCUAAAACUGAUCCAGUUGAUGGAAGAAGAAGAGCAAGUGCAUUUGCAGAGCUCUUCAGAAAUUCAUCCAAAGGAACAAUAACCCUUCAUACUGACGCUAAAGGUCCUAGACAUUCUUACACACCGACGGACAAUAGACCACCGAUAAACACGAGUACUACUUUACAUAAUGGCGAUUCGUUUGGAAUGACAUUCAUAAAAAAGCUAGGACGACUCAGCCUAGGUGGACACCGCAAUAACAAACGGGAAAAAACAGGUGUAGAACCUGCUGUCAUUAAACUAGAUUGUAAUAUGUCUUAACAUUUCAUGUGAUACUGUAAAAAAGAUCUGUUAUAUGAGUAACUGGAUAUCCAUUUACAUUUUGUACUUUUUACCUGUUUAGUUGCAAUAAGCUGACUUCGAUACAAAAGGUAUGGCCGCUAAAAUCCCCAGUAUUGUGUAGCCUGAAUAAUAA
Molecule: messenger RNA, 1483 nt
Organism: Heterobilharzia americana
Lineage: Eukaryota; Metazoa; Platyhelminthes; Trematoda; Strigeidida; Schistosomatidae
Source: the annotation of a GenBank genome assembly